UGCGCCAUCUUUGACGACAAAUAGCCCAUCUGUGUAAUUUUUGUUUUCAAAAAGUAUCGAAAAGUAUGAUCGAACACGAAAUCUCCUGAAAUAACCCAAGCAUACAUUUGGUCUUUACGUAAUUUAACGUGAUAUAAUACCGCGCAAGUCAUCUGAAGAACAUUGUCGGCGAGAUGUCGCUUGUGGAUUUGGGAAAGCGCUUGUUGGAGGCAGCACGUAAAGGACAGGAUGAUGAAGUGAGGUCGCUUAUGGCUAAUGGAGCUCCUUUUACAACAGAUUGGCUGGGUACCUCACCGCUGCAUUUAGCAGCACAGUAUGGGCAUUACUCCACCGCUGAGGUGCUUCUCCGUGCUGGGGUGAGUAGAGAUGCUCGCACUAAAGUCGAUCGGACCCCCCUCCACAUGGCUGCCGCAGAGGGCCACUCAAGCAUCGUUGAAUUACUGGUUAAGAGUGGAGCAGACAUCAAUGCCAAAGACAUGCUAAAAAUGACUGCCCUGCACUGGGCUACAGAACACGGACACAGAAUGGUCGUAGAGCUGUUGAUCAAAUACGGUGCUGAUACUCAUGCCCUGAGCAAGUUUGACAAGACACCUUUCAACAUUGCCGUGGACAGAGGAAACACAGAUUUGAUGCUCUUGUUACAGGAGGGAAUGCAGAAUCAAGUGAACAUAAAUCCAGAGAGGACUAUCCUAAGCAGCCCUUCUCCUGCCACUGCCAGCCCUCAGUUCAUCAUCUCAUCAUCAGGAGUUGUUAAUCUCUCUGAUCUUGUUCUCACCAAUGCUAAAACUAACACAGCUGCAGAGAGUGUGAUUGCUGCUGACUCGGUGGAUUCAGCUAUUCAGCAUCUCGUAGGGGAGGAUGGCCAGAGAGUCAUCACCAUAGUAACAGACCAACAGGGCAACCUGCAGCCUGGCAACCUGGGACAGAAAUUCUUUGUCACAAUGCAAGGGCAGCAAAUGGUUGCAGUGCCGGCUAGUCAGAUUGCUGAGGAAAUCGUCACUGAGGAACCCAAACCAGCUGCAUCACGGAAGAGGAAAUUUGAAUCAACUAUCAACCACACAGAUACCAAACCUAAGGUCUGAGCAGCAGGAAAUGUUAGAGUUUUCAAUCAUGCACAUUCAAUGUCAGGACUAGGAGUGGAUCACAAUAAUCGACUAGUCGUACAACAACCGGCUAGUCGAUUAGCAAGGUCUGAGCUGAUUGAGAAGGACAGUCGGGAGCAGUUGGAGCAGCAGCUGAAGGAGGCAAACAGAAAAGCUCAGGAGUACCGGCAGCAGUUACUCCGGAAGGAGCAGGAAGCUGAGCAGUACAGGCUUAAACUGGAGGCU
Molecule: messenger RNA, 1328 nt
Organism: Myxocyprinus asiaticus (Chinese sucker)
Lineage: Eukaryota; Metazoa; Chordata; Actinopteri; Cypriniformes; Catostomidae
Product: GA-binding protein subunit beta-2-like
Exons: 8
Coding region: 174-1082 (302 amino acids)
Biological process (GO): positive regulation of transcription by RNA polymerase II
Cellular component (GO): nucleus
Molecular function (GO): protein binding; transcription cis-regulatory region binding
Source: RefSeq, a predicted model, not a curated record